Clunio marinus is the source of this 234-nucleotide messenger RNA. NCBI's taxonomy places the organism in Eukaryota, Metazoa, Arthropoda, Insecta, Diptera, Chironomidae. The record is from the annotation of a GenBank genome assembly.
AUGGAAGAAAAUCUUUUAAAUUCUGGUAACUUUUCAUCAAGUUGUUCCAACAACUGUGGAAAAUUUUCUACUAAGCAACACAAUCAUACACCGUCAUUGUUGACCUCAAGUUGUGGAGUCAUGAUUGAAAUACUUAAUGAUAAAGUUGCAGAGGGUAAAAGCUUGCAUAAUCUGAUUUGGCUUUUGAUUAAGCAAAGUAUGAUGUUUGGUUCAGUCGAAUCUAGAUGUGAAUGA